AACAUCAACAGUCACAGACAGGCACACGCACACUCGCUCACUCACUCACUCACUCACUCUUCCAUCAUGGAGGUGUUGCUCUGCGUCUUGUUGUUUGCUGCUAAUAGAGUUUGGAGCUCUGAGGAUGGUACAUGGGCAGUGCACAUGCAGCCGGAGGUGCGCGGCCUGGCGGGCUACCCAGUGGUUGUACCCUGCACCUUCAGCCACCCACGACAUUCCCAGCAUGCAUCAGUGCGGGUGCACUGGCGUCUGGUUGGCAGUCAAAGGACCACCGUCCUCUACCACUGCACCAGUAAAGCAGGAGCCUCUGCCUGUGAGCCCGGGCCCCAGCAGGACCCACGAUACCGGCUGGAGGGCGAACCUCGCCAGCACGAUCUGUCCCUGCGCAUAAAUGACGCCACCCUGGGGGACAGUGGGCGCUACUACUGCGGCCUGGAAGUGGAGGGAAGAGAUCACAAGAGCGUGGAGGACAACUUGGGGACCCGGCUGAGGGUGGAGGCGCCACCCAACAUCCUGUCCUUGUGGGUGGUGGCCAGGGAAGGCUUAAGCUACACAGCUGAGUGCCGAACGGAGGGCUCGCCGCCGCCCGACAUCCAGUGGCUGCGCCCCGACCACCCGCUGGAAGUUUCUACAGCGGGACCCCUCAAUCUGACCGGCGACCUUGUCAUCAGCCGGCUCCAGGAUAUCGAACCCGGAUGGCAGGUCACAUGCUCUGGCUCCAACCCACUCGGGAAAGAUAAGGCCACCCUAUACCUGCUGCCCCCUCAUACACCCCCACUCAAGGAUGGGGCACCGCCCCAUCUUCUUCUGCUCCUGGUUCUGUUUCUGGGGUCCAAAGUAACCAUGUUGGUGGGGAUUUGGGUAUGGCUGGUGCCUAAGGGGGCCCUCUUGUGGAGGCGACCCCCCCUAACCCCCGUGCGCCGCCCUGAACCGCUAUCCCCACUUUGAACGUUUGGAAUUUUAAAUAUUUGGAACAAAGUCCACUAAAGUUUGGAUUUUGUGUCUGCUGCCACCUCCUGGUCACUUGAAUCAUUACUACCUUUUUAUUAUAGCGAAGAAGACAGACACACCCAGAGCACGACUUUUUAUCGCUAGCCAGGCUUGCUAAAUUCUAACAGGCAUGUUUUUCACAUCAAAGGUUUAUCAUUCAUUAAUUAUUUAAUCCGCUUAUCCUGGUUGGGGUCGCGGGCGCUGGAGCCUAUCCCAGCUGACUUCGGGCGAAAGGCGAACUACACUCUGAACUGGUCGCCAGUCAGUCGCAGUGCACUAAUUAUUUCAUUAAUUUAUAAUUAGCAUGAGCUUAGCAAUAGAGCUACCUCGCUAAGUACGAACUGUAAGCAUGGCUACAGCAUGGAGAAGAUUUCACAAAGUUAAAAAAGGUUACAAAAUACUAAAAAGAAGAAACUACAAAGAUACUACAAGAGAACAAAAAGACACAAAUCCCUACAAAAAGAUGAAAAAAAACACAAUAAAAGGCUAAAAGACAACAAAAAGAUUUCAAAGAUGUCAAAAAGACAAUGUUUUUGUCUUUUGUCAUUCUUACGGCUUUCACGUCAACAUACUGUUUUCUUGCUAAUGUGGUUAACUGCUCCAUGUCAACAUACAAAUGCAGUUAACUGGUUCCACAUCUUACACACACUCACAAAAAGACUGGAGAAGAAAGACUCCAAAAAGACUACGAGACAAUAAACAGCUAACAGAAAGACUACAAAAAGUCUAUACUACAAAAAGACUAGUAGACUAUGAAAAGCCAACAAUCACUACAAAAAACUGAAAAGACUACAAAACAGUAGAGCGUGUAAGUGUUUUAGUCGUGCAUGUGAAUUAAAUAUUUUUCAAUAGCU
This is a messenger RNA of Phycodurus eques (leafy seadragon), 1844 nucleotides long. Its product is annotated as V-set and Ig domain-containing protein. NCBI's taxonomy places the organism in Eukaryota, Metazoa, Chordata, Actinopteri, Syngnathiformes, Syngnathidae. Gene Ontology annotation, cellular component: plasma membrane. Gene Ontology annotation, biological process: regulation of osteoclast development; regulation of bone resorption; regulation of actin cytoskeleton organization. The record is from RefSeq and is a predicted model, not a curated record. The transcript is spliced from 3 exons. Bases 67 to 948 code for a protein of 293 amino acids.